Molecule: messenger RNA, 2254 nt
Organism: Paramecium tetraurelia
Lineage: Eukaryota; Ciliophora; Oligohymenophorea; Peniculida; Parameciidae
Exons: 4
Biological process (GO): poly(A)-dependent snoRNA 3'-end processing; exonucleolytic trimming to generate mature 3'-end of 5.8S rRNA from tricistronic rRNA transcript (SSU-rRNA, 5.8S rRNA, LSU-rRNA); nuclear polyadenylation-dependent rRNA catabolic process
Cellular component (GO): nuclear exosome (RNase complex); nucleolus
Molecular function (GO): nucleic acid binding; 3'-5'-RNA exonuclease activity
Source: RefSeq, a predicted model, not a curated record
AUGUAAGAAUAAUUAGAAGAUAUCCAAGUUCUUUAAAAGUUAUAUUCAGCCUAAGGAAAUACUCCUGAAGAGAUUAUUACUAAUUUCAAAAAUCAAUAAAAGCAACAUCUUUCAAAACUAUUUAAAUACAUUUCUAAUGAGAAUGAAUUAAAUUAGUUUUAAUUGAAGGGAUCUAUCAUUGGGGUCGACAUUGAACAUACGAAUGACAUUGGAUUUGAUGGAUAAAUAAGCAUUGUAUAGAUUAAGGAUGACGAAGAUGUUUAUAUAAUAGAUGUGAUUGAAAUUGGAGUAGACAAUCAAAAAUUGAUAAAUGUUUUCAAGUAAAUAUUUGAAGAUGAUAAAAUAAUAAAAGUGUUUUAUGCAGGGAGUACUGAUGUUUUGUGGUUGAAAAGAGACUUUUAAAUUACUAUCUAGAAUUUUUUUGAUAUAAAAGAAGUUGCAGAUGAAUGCAAAUUAAGUAAAAUUUCCUUGAUUUUCCUUUGGAAAUAAUAUUGUGAUCAUCAAGUUUCUAAAUCUUAUAAAACUAAUAUGCAGACAUCUGAUUGGGCUGAAAGACCUUUAACUUAAGAGUAAUUAAUUUAUGCUGCUUAUGAUUGCUAUUAUUUGCCAUAUCUGAGAUAUGUUUUACUGGAAGAAUUGAGCAAAGCCGAUAUCAAAAAGCAGAGCAAAAUUUAAAAGAAAUUCGAGAAGGCUAUUCUUAAAGAUUAUAAGAAACCUAUCCUAUCAAAUUAAGACUUAGCUAAAAUUAUUGAUAAAGAAUACAAUCUCCUAAUGCAAAUAGUUGCUGAAAAUGAUGACAAGUCUCCAAUCUAUUCUUUUUUAAAGACUCAGCCUGUUGCUGUUUAAUUGGUUAAGUUUAUAGCAUUAGAAAUCAUGAAGAUUAGACAGGAUUAUGCUAUUCAUCACAAUGAUCCAGUUGAAUGUUUAGAAGAGAAUGAACAAGUCAUUUUAAUUGCUAUUCAUAUUUAUUAAAGAUUAAAUAUUCAAGACAUUUAGGUUUAUAAGUUGACUUAUCCUGACUUUUAGAAUUAUUCAAAUAAAUAAUUUGAAUUGACAUUGGAAUACAUCUAAAAAUAGAUUGAUCAAGAUUGGGAAGUUUAUUUUAAAUCUUUUUGCAAAGGACUUUAUUAGAGCUUUAUUUUUGAUUAAAAUUUUAUUAAAUUUGGAUUAACUGCAAUAUUUGAAGCAUUGUAAAUGUCGCCAGAACCUAAGAACAACUAAUCAUAACAAAAAAUGGAUUAAAAGAAAUAAAAGCAAACAGAAUUCGUAGAAAAAUACACAAGAAAAAAGCCAGCAUAUGGAAAUUGUAAAAUAUACACAAAGGAGAACUUCUUUUUGUGCAAUUGUGAUGAAAAAAAAGUGAGGUGGUAUUUGAAACAAGGAUUGGCUGAUUUGAUAAGUGAAGAUCCUCCUACAAUUUAGUUGAAAUUUGAUCCAAGUGGGUUUAAGGAAGAAGGAUCUGAUAAGGCCUAGUAUGUAACUAUAGAGAGAGUGAAUUAAUGUGUAAUUUGUGGAAAAGAGAAUGAACUACUUAAAUUUCAUAUUGUUCCAGUUGUAUAUAAAAAACAUAUUCAAGGGAAAAGAUCUUAUGAUGUGGUUUGUUUAUGUUUAACUUGUCAUCAUAAGGCAAGUGCUUUAAAUGAUAAAUUAAAAGCAACAAUUGCAGAAAAAUAUAAUAUAAAUGUGAAAUAAAAUAAAAAGGAGACAUUACCAGAUAUGGUUAAAAAUUUAAUAAAGGCAGUUUAAGCUUACAAUAAAAAGAAAUAAAAUCUACCUAAAGAGGCCUAUUAAAAAUUUUAAAUGUAAUUUAAUAAGCAGAUAGAAUAAUUAAAAAGUCAAGAAUUAUUUAAAUAAAUUAAUUAAUUUGAUUUGAAUAAUCUAAAAUAUGAGGAAAACUUAAUUAACAUUAAUGAUGAAUAAUUUUUAGCAUUUAUUUCUUAUUUAAAAUAAAAUGAAGAGUUAUUUAAUUAAAAUGAUGAUAAUUCUGAUUAAGGAAAAUUAAUUGUGGAACAAUUAAAAACAGAAGAAGAAAUAGAUGAGUUUUUGGUUUUUUGGAGAGAUAACUUUUUAAAUGAAAUGAAACCAUAAUAUUUAAAUGAAGCUUGGGCUAUAGAUCAUAAAUUUAAAAGAACCUUUGGAGACAAAUCUUAAUACAAUCCCAACUAUUAAAAAUAAGAGAAAUAAAUAGAUGAUUAAGAUUGAGUGAUUUAUUUUAUAGUACAUUUAUAUAUUCUUAUAAUAAUAAGUAUACAAA